Messenger RNA from Prinia subflava (tawny-flanked prinia), 2729 nucleotides. It is a transcript of the gene PFAS, whose product is annotated as phosphoribosylformylglycinamidine synthase. The record is from RefSeq and is a predicted model, not a curated record. The annotation marks the transcript as partial. The transcript has 4 exons. Lineage: Eukaryota; Metazoa; Chordata; Aves; Passeriformes; Cisticolidae.
CUGGGAUCGGCCAAAGGCUGGGCCGCCUCCAUCCUGUUCAACCCCUCCGCCCGCGCGGCCCUGGAGCGAUUCCGGGCCCGGCCCGACACCUUCAGCCUGGGGGUCUGCAACGGCUGCCAGCUGAUGGCACACCUGGGCUGGGUGGGGCCCGCAGGUGCCAGCAGCCCCGCGGUGGCGCUGGAGCGGAACCUCUCGGGCCGGUUCGAGUCCCGUUUCGUCACCGUCCGCGUGGAGCCGGGCCCGGCGCUGAUGCUGCGCGGGAUGGAGGGGGCACUGCUCGGGGUGUGGGUGGCGCACGGAGAAGGCCGUUUCCAGUUCCGCCCGCCAUCCCUGCUGGACGAGUGCCUGCGCUCGGGCCUGGCCCCGCUGCUCUACGCCGACGACGCCGGCGCCGCCACCGAGCGCUACCCGCAGAACCCCAACGGGUCCGGGCGCGGCGUGGCGGCGCUGAGCUCGCCCUGCGGCCGGCACCUGGCGGCCAUGCCGCACCCCGAGCGGGCAGUGCGCGCCUGGCAGUGCCCCUGGGCCGGACGCGGCGCCGGAGCCACCGGACAGGCCAAAACCGGCGCCGGGCCCUGGCUGAGAAUGUUCCGGAACGCGCUGGAGUGGUGCCUGCGGUGGCCGGAGGGGGAGAAGUGACCAGCUGACCACUGAGUGACCGAUGAGUGACAUCUGAGUGGUGUCUGAGUGACCGCUGAGUGACCACUCACUGACCUCUGAGUGACCCCUCAGUGACCUCUGAGUGACCCCUCACUGACCACUCACUGACCUCUGAGUGACGGCUGAGUGACCCUUCCCAUAAGAAUCAGUGACCCCUCAGUGACCCCUCAGUGACCUCUGAGUGACCACUGAGUGACCUCUGAGUGACCCCUCACUGACCACUCACUGACCUCUGAGUGACCGCUGAGUGACCCUUCCCAUAAGAAUCAGUGACCCCUCAGUGACCCCUCAGUGACCUCUGAGUGACCCCUGAGUGACCACUCACUGACCAAUCACUGACCAUUCACUGAUCACCCACUGACCACUGAGUGACCGCUGAGUGACCUGAGUGACCUUUGAGUGACCACUCACUGACCAUUCACUGACCCCUCAGUGACCACUCAGUGACUGCUCAGUGACCUCUGAGUGACCAUUCAGUGACCCCUCAUUGGCCACUGAGUGACCAUUCACUGACCAUUUAGUGACCUCUGAGUCACCCCUCACUGACCACUCAGUGACCCCUCACUGACCCCUCACUGACCCCCAGCUGACCCCUGGUGACCCCUGGUGACCCCUGAGCUCGCCCUGCGGCCGGCACCUGGCGGCCAUGCCGCACCCCGAGCGGGCAGUGCGCGCCUGGCAGUGCCCCUGGGCUGGACGCGGCGCCGGAGCCACCGGACAGGCCAAAACCGGCGCCGGGCCCUGGCUGAGAAUGUUCCGGAACGCGCUGGAGUGGUGCCUGCGGUGGCCGGAGGGGGAGAAGUGACCAGCUGACCAAUGAGUGACCGAUGAGUGACAUCUGAGUGGUGUCUGAGUGACCGCUGAAUGACCACUCACUGACCUCUGAGUGACCCCUCAGUGACCUCUGAGUGACCUCUGAGUGACCCCUCAUUGACCACUGAGUGACCACUGAGUGACCUCCGAGUGACCCCUCACUGACCACUCACUGACCUCUGAGUGACCGCUGAGUGACCCUUCCCAUAAGAAUCAGUGACCCCUCAGUGACCUCUGAGUGACCCCUGAGUGACCACUCACUGACCAAUCACUGACCAUUCACUGAUCACCCACUGACCACUGAGUGACCGCUGAGUGACCUGAGUGACCUUUGAGUGACCACUCACUGACCAUUCACUGACCCCUCAGUGACCACUCAGUGACUGCUCAGUGACCUCUGAGUGACCAUUCAGUGACCCCUCAUUGGCCACUGAGUGACCAUUCACUGACCAUUUAGUGACCUCUGAGUCACCCCUCACUGACCACUCAGUGACCCCUCAGUGACCCCUCAGUGACCCCCAGCUGACCCCUGGUGACCCCUGCGCUGGAGUGGUGCCUGCGGUGGCCAGAGGGGGAGAAGUGACCAGCUGACCACUGAGUGACCAUGCAUUGACCUCUCACUGACCACGCACUGACCCGUCAGUGACCUCUGAGUGACCGCUGAGUGACCAGUGAGUCACUCCUCACUGACCACUGAGUGACCGCUGAGUGACCUUUCCCAUACCAAUCAGUGACCACUCACUGACCCCUCAGUGACCCCUCAGUGACCUCUGAGUGACCCCUGAGUGACCUCUGAGUGACCCCUGAGUGACCACUCACUGACCAUUCACUGAUCACCCACUGACCGCUGAGUGACCUCUGAGUGACCUCUGAGUGACCACUCACCAUUCCCUGACCACUCAGUGACCUGAGUGACCAUUCACUGACCCCAACUGACCUCUGAGUGACCUCUGUUCAGUGACCUCAGAGUGAUCACUGAGUGACUCCUCAGUGACCACUGAGUGACCUCUGAGUGAUCCCUCACUGACCCCAACUGACCUCUGAGUGACCUCUGAGUGACCAUUCAGUGACCUCAGAGUGACCGCUGAGUGACUCCUUAGUGACCAGUGAGUGACCGCUGAGUGAUCCCUCACUGACCCCUCACUGACCCCUCACUGACCCCAACUGACCUCUGAGUGACCUCUGAGUGACCAUUCAGUGACCUCAGAGUGACCGCUGAGUGACUCCUUAGUGACCAAUGAGUGACCGCUGAGUGA